UCAGAGAAGAAGAAGAAGCAGAAGAAGCGUCAUGGCUGUCUCAAAUCUCUUUCAAACUUUAUUAUACACAGUCAACAAUCUGCUGCAACAACACAAAUAUAAAACUGCUCUGGCUGUCGUCAAAGGCUUCAGGAAUGGAGCUGUAUAUGGGGCAAAAAUUCGCGCCCCUCACGCCCUUGUAAUGACAUUUCUGUUCAGAAGCGGCAGUCUGAGAGAGAAGUUGAAGGCGAUCGCUCAGGCCACAUACACGCACUCCAGGAAUUUGGCCUGUUUUGUGUUCACGUAUAAGGGACUGCAGGCGAUCCAGAAGCACAUACAGGGGAAACAGCUUCAGUCUCACUCAUUCCUAGCCGCUUGUCUCGGAGGCUGGCUGGUGUUUGGAGAAAAUAACAACAUCAACAGCCAGAUAAAUAUGUACCUGCUGUCCAGAAUUCUCUUUGCAUUGUCUCGUCUGGCAGUGGAAAAGGGCUUCAUUCCUCAACCCAAGAGAGAUCCGUUCCCGCUGUUUGCUACACUGGUGUGGGGCAUCGUUCUGUGGUUGUUUGAGUAUUAUCCUCAUACCCUUCAGCCCUCGCUACAGUCCUCUAUGAACUAUCUUUAUCACGACAGCAAUACAUGGCAUGAUAUUACAGACUUUCUCAUUUAUAACAAACCAAAAGCCAAUUGAAAUUUCAGGUAACAGUGGCACGGACAAAUCGAGACUCCUACAUUAAAUCUAGCUUAUAUAAAAGGCCACUUUAACCAUUGUUUGUUUGUUUGUUUCAAUGAAGGGUUUAAUGUCUAUUAACACACCAUGUUUUCUGAACUUUAUUACCCUAACAGGUUAGAAUAUACACUGAACUACUAUAUAAUUGAACUACAAAAUAUAAUUUGUUUGGGGGUUUUUUUUCUUUUGAUUUUGCAUUUUCAUUAGAUU
Messenger RNA from Myxocyprinus asiaticus (Chinese sucker), 916 nucleotides. RefSeq names its product peroxisomal membrane protein 4 (gene pxmp4). Gene Ontology annotation, cellular component: peroxisomal membrane. The transcript has 4 exons. NCBI's taxonomy places the organism in Eukaryota, Metazoa, Chordata, Actinopteri, Cypriniformes, Catostomidae. The coding region runs from base 32 to 667 and encodes 211 amino acids. The record is from RefSeq and is a predicted model, not a curated record.